This is a messenger RNA of Helianthus annuus (common sunflower), 2330 nucleotides long. RefSeq names its product DEAD-box ATP-dependent RNA helicase 53, mitochondrial. Gene Ontology annotation, molecular function: nucleic acid binding; RNA helicase activity; ATP binding. The transcript has 8 exons. NCBI's taxonomy places the organism in Eukaryota, Viridiplantae, Streptophyta, Magnoliopsida, Asterales, Asteraceae. The record is from RefSeq and is a predicted model, not a curated record. Bases 102 to 1943 code for a protein of 613 amino acids.
GCACUCCCAUUUGGUAAACCCUCACUUCACAAAAUUAGGGUUUUACAUUACAAUCCACCCUCUUCGUCCACAAACACGAUCUGCAAUCACUUUUCAGAAAUAUGAACACUCUUCUCUUCUUGAGAGCUUCUUCAAGAAGACUCACCAAUCUCGCUUCCAUCACCACCUGCAACUCACUCAACCACCUUCUCGUUCCAUCAUCUACACCUCCACCACCUGCAAUUCACCAACACUUUUCACUUAAACCUCAAACUUUCAACCAAAAUGUUAGGUUUUUGAGGAGUUUUCAUGGCUCUCCAUCUGCUGACAUUAGGCCUUCCGGUCUCUCAACACAGGCUGCAGGAUAUGCGGUUGCUACCGAUUCGUCGUAUGAUGACAGGGCUUCUGUUUCUGAUGGUCUUGAGAUCUCGAAGCUUGGGAUUAAUCAAGAGAUUGUUGAUGCUUUAGCCAAGAAGGGGAUAACGAAGCUGUUUCCAAUUCAGAGAGCUGUGCUAGAGCCAGCAAUGCAGGGGCGCGACAUGAUUGGUCGUGCUAGGACAGGAACAGGGAAGACUCUUGCUUUUGGCAUUCCCAUCAUGGAUAAGAUCAUUCAAUACAAUGAGAAAUAUGGAAGAGGGAGGAAUCCAUUAGCCAUUGUUAUGGCCCCUACCAGAGAGCUUGCUCGCCAAGUUGAAAAGGAGUUCUAUGAGUCUGCACCUAAUUUGGAUACUCUCUGUGUGUAUGGUGGUUCGCCCAUUCAGCGCCAGAUGAGUACUCUUGAUCGUGGUGUUGAUGUGAUUGUCGGCACCCCUGGACGUGUUAUUGAUCUGCUCAAAAGGGGUGCAUUGAAUCUGUCAGAAGUUAAGUUUGCAGUUUUAGAUGAAGCUGAUCAGAUGCUUAAUGUCGGUUUCGCUGAAGAUGUUGAAACGAUAUUAGAAUAUUUGCCAAAACAGCGUCAAACCAUGAUGUUUUCAGCAACUAUGCCAAGUUGGAUUGUUAAACUUACCCACAAGUACUUAAAGACACCUGCAACUAUUGAUCUUGUUGGUGAUUCAGACCAAAAAUUAGCUGAUGGGAUUACACUGUAUUCUAUUGCAUCAGAAAUGCGUGAGAGACCGUCAAUAAUUGGACCGCUAAUAACUGAGCAUGCAAACGGUGGGAAAUGUAUCGUUUUCACCCAAACGAAGCGUGAUGCUGAUCGGUUGGCAUAUGCAUUGCAAAGGAGCUUUAAAUGUGAAGCUUUGCAUGGAGACAUUUCACAAAAUCAAAGGGAGAGAACUCUUUCAGGAUUUAGAGAUGGGCGCUUUAAUGUUUUAGUAGCCACUGAUGUUGCUGCUCGUGGGCUUGAUGUUCCUAAUGUUGAUCUGGUGAUACAUUAUGAGCUACCUAACUCAUCAGAAAUAUUUGUUCAUCGGUCUGGGCGUACCGGUCGUGCCGGCAAGAAAGGAAAUGCAAUAUUAAUGUAUUCGUCUCAGCAAUGGAGAGAUGUCAAAGCAUACGAGCGUGAAGUGGGAUGCAAAUUUUCAGAUCUCUCUCCAAUCGCUGUUGAUGCUGGAUCCAGAAUUGAACUGGGCGGUGGGUCUGGUUUUGGAGGUAGAUUUGGUGAUUCAGGAUUUGGUGGUCGAAAUGGUGGGUUUGCUUCAUCUCGCGGUGGCGGUGGUGGUUUUGGUAGACCUAGUUAUGGGGGAUCAGGUGGUGGUGGGUUUGGACGUUCUAGCGGUUUUGGUGAAGAUUCGAGUCGGUCAAGCCGUAGAGGUGGAUUUGGGGAUUUUGGUUCAGACCGUUCUAGUGGUUUUGGUGAAGAUUCAAGUCGGUCUAGCCGUCGAAGUGGAUUUGGGGAUUUUGGUUCAGACCGUUCCAGUGGUUUUGGUCAAGGAGGCCGUUCGGGUGGAUCUGGCAGUCAGCGUUCAGGUCGGUCUGGUGGUGGUAGGUUUGGUGGUUUUGGAGAAGAUACUGAUUUUUAAAGGUGAAAAAGGAGGGGGAAGGUGUUUUGAGGCACGGUUUUGAAGCUGUAUGCAGACGAAGGGCCAAUGUUGAGGUGAACAAUCGCUUUGCGUUUCCAUUAUUACUUAUUCUAUAGUAAACAGAGGUAUGAGUUGUUUUUAAGCAUACGUCUAAUUAAAUGGAGGAGGAACCUGUAUGUAAAUUUGUUAUCAGGACGAACCCAAUCAUUCUGAUAUGGUUUCUGUAGGAUGUUGCAACGAAAGGUUUGCAGUUUUUAAAUUUGAUUCUGUUAGGUGCUAAUAAGUGUUUCUCUUAGAACCGCUUUGGUUUAUGGUUGAUACGGUUUCUAGUAUAAGAGACUUGAUUCUGGGAAUGGGUACCGUUAUAUACAUCUUUUCUGUCGGUGA